GGCGGGAGCACAGAGACGGCGGAGAAACGCAGCCGGCUGCUGUCAGGGCUGCUGGCCAUCAACAUCCUCUUCCUGGGAGCUGCUCUUGUCCUGAGCUCCAUCUUCAACCGUUCGUCGGUCCCGGGGACCAGGGUCCUGAUCCUGCUGAUGGUGCUGGCAGCCCUGGCCGUGAGCUGGAUGCUGUGUCACCGAGCUGUCACGCCCGCCGUCCCUCACCGAGACCUGCACGCCGGCGCCAUCUGGCUCAGAGGAGCAGUGCUGCUGUUCGGGGUGUGUACUGUUCUGCUUGAUGCCUUCAAGUUUGGCUACUAUCUUCAGCACCAGAACGGCGCAUGUACUGUGAAGAUCAUUUACCCCAUUGUGGAAGCCAUCUUCAUCAGCAUUCAGGCAAACCUACUGUGGUUUCACUCGAGAGACUGCCUCCACGUGCAUCGAGAUGCCACCAGGUGUGGGCUGAUGGUGACCUUGGCCACAGACCUGGUGGUGUGGAUGACCGCAGUUACUGAUGACUCCAUUCACAUGGAAUUAGAGGCUGAGGAGCAGGCAGCACACAACAGGAGCAGCUCGCAGCUCGGAGGUGGUGGGAACAGGUCGGAGCUGGGCUGCCGCAGUGAGCUGUGCGCCGUUUUACGGAAGGCCAUUGUGAUCAUGUACCCCUUCAACAUCGAGUACUGCCUCAUCUCCUCCACUAUGCUGUACAUUCUGUGGAGGAACGUGGGGAGGGUCAUCGGCAGCCACGGCACUCACACCAGCUACAGGUUCCGGGGCCAUGGGCUUGUUGUGGGGCCGCUGCUGGGGGCGCUGGUGAUGGUCGCUGGUUUGGUGAUCUUCGUCCUGUAUCAGCUGGGGGUGUCCGCCCACCCGCGACGGCCCACGCCCUUCCUCCAGUUCUACACCUUCCACAUCGCGCUGCUGUCGGUGAUGUCGCUGUGCUCGCUGGCGGCACUGUCCGUGCACCGGUGGGAGGUGAGAGAGAUGGACAGCAGGGAGAGCCCCACCCGCAGCCUGGACGUGGUCCUGCUGCAGGUGGCCGCCCUCGGACAGCUCUGUGUCAGCUACUUCUCCAUCGUGGCCGUCGUGUCCACCCAUCCCCAGCGCCCCGCCGAUCUUCUCAACCUGACCUACUCCCUGCUCAUGAUCAUCGAACACGUUCUGCAGAACCUCUUCAUCAUUGAGGGACUGCACAGGCAGUGUGUUCCGGAGGACGCUCGUUCACGCUUUGUUGGGGCUUGUGAUAAGGAUUCCACCAUUAACCUUCAGAACCUGGUGGACCAGCAAGCGCCGUCCCCAGACCUGGCCCAAGACCCCCCGGCCGCCGCGGGGAACCUUCAGACCGACGCGCCGGCUGACCAGCCACCGAACGCAGCGCUGGAUGGCUCCCCCAGCCCCGACCUGAGGAAACUCUCUCAGCUGCCUCCGCCAUCGACCAGUACACUCAACUGGAAACGGAAAUUCCUGAAGGAGGUCUCCAUGUUUAUGAUCAUGUCCAACCUUAUCCUGUGGAUUAUGCCAGCAUUUGGAGCUCAGCCCCAGUUUGAAAAUGGACUGGAGAAACAAUUCUACGGGUUUUCCGUCUGGUUUGCCAUUCUAAACUUUGGUCUACCACUGGGGGUCUUUUACAGGAUGCAUUCUGCUGGCAAUCUGCUGGAAAUCUACCUGUCUGCCUGAUGCCCGCUCCCCACAGAUACCACAUUCGCCGUG
This is a messenger RNA of Pristis pectinata (smalltooth sawfish), 1701 nucleotides long. Its product is annotated as proton channel OTOP3-like. The annotation marks the transcript as partial. Gene Ontology annotation, biological process: proton transmembrane transport. Gene Ontology annotation, cellular component: membrane. The transcript has 6 exons. The record is from RefSeq and is a predicted model, not a curated record. Gene Ontology annotation, molecular function: proton channel activity. NCBI's taxonomy places the organism in Eukaryota, Metazoa, Chordata, Chondrichthyes, Rhinopristiformes, Pristidae.